AUGUGGGGUGUUCCAAUUCCAAGCUUCAAGCUUCAAGCUGAGCUGGCUGACUGCCUAGAGAAUAAAGACUCAGCAGUCACUUUAAUUCAUCCUGACACACAGUACACUAACAACAAAUUUGUAUUCAUGAGCAUGGCUUCUCAUACUUCGAGUUUUCAGACACAAUCCUUGUACUUGGAGAAACUCUCGGAACUCGCGAAAGAAGACCUUAGAUAUUCCGCACUCGACUACGAAAUUCGGAGCACCGGAAGUGAUUCUUCCGAUGGUGGCUGGGCUAUCAUCAAUGACACAAGUUCUGAUGCAGGCGUUCUUUCUCAAUCUAGCAAUUUCACCUUCGAUACUGAACAUUCCAGAUCAUUGUUCUAUAGCAAACUCAAGACCAUUACACCUGAGAUACGUAUGAGAGUGAUUUUCUUCCUGACGUGUAAUCUUUUUGGCUUCAACGGAAAUACAAAAGAGUCUCACCGACCUCAAAUACUAAAGCCUGCCACAGUUGAGAUUCUUGGAAGUUUGUAUAAGGUCGCGGGUGGCGGACUUGACGGAGUUGAACAAUAUUCAAAACUUGAAUUUGAAUAUGCUACAGAGUUCCAAAACCCCUGUUGCAUGAUAUACUGCACAAAAGAUGCGACUUUGAAUACCGUGGUGAUCUACUAUCACAAACUUCUCUUUCGUAGUGUGGAUAAAGACAAAGAAACUCCUAAGAAAGCCGAAGAAUUUUUGCACGCAAUCACGCGAUUCUGGGAUGGAAUGACCAACUCGGAAGUCGAAUCCGCGGCGCAAAACCCUUUGGAGCUCUUGGUGCCAGUAAUUAAAGACAUGGAGGACUAA
This is a messenger RNA of Botrytis byssoidea, 828 nucleotides long. RefSeq lists its product as uncharacterized. The record is from RefSeq and is a predicted model, not a curated record. The transcript is spliced from 4 exons. Bases 1 to 828 code for a protein of 275 amino acids. NCBI's taxonomy places the organism in Eukaryota, Fungi, Ascomycota, Leotiomycetes, Helotiales, Sclerotiniaceae.